UAGCUGUUCUACAAGAUGGUAAAGAACUUUUACAUCGACAACAUGCACAACAAGCUGUCAGGAAAACUUCAAGAUCUAAAGAAGAAGGAAUUCAUUAUUACCACUGAAGACUUUGAAGAAAUUCUGACACAAAUCAAAGAAGAAAUGAGAACAGAAAAUGCAGCAACCAAAGAGGAAUUUGAGGUGCUCACAAGGAAAUUAAUUGAACUAAAAGCACAGAUGUUGGAAGCUGAGAAAGAACGUACAGAGUUAAAAAGAAGAUUUACUGUUCAUGAGACAGAGCAGAAAGAGGAGAUAAAAAGACUCAAGGUGGAAGUUUCUCCUCAACAAAAACAGUUAGAAAACGAAAAGAUGAAAUCAGAAUGGCAGAAAGAGCUGAUAGCAUCAUACUGUAAGAAUUUGCUAAAAGUACCAGCAAUGCCUUUACUACCACGAGGUCAGAAAUGUAACUUCAGUGAGAUUUAUGUUAGGCCCACUAUAACAAGAGAAAUAAAAGGAGAGAAAGGGGAGACAAAGGAGAUUGAGGUCAAGUCAAUGUCAGAUAUCUUCAUAAAGAAUGACGUGCCUUUGAAACAUAUAUAUGUUCUUGGAGAUGCAGGGUCUGGUAAGAGUAGUUUCUGUAAAUAUUUGGUCAACUGUUGGUGUAUUGCACACAGUGAUGCACAAAAUGUAAAUGAUAAGUUUGAAGGAGUCAAGGAAAUGAAGAAAUUUGAUAUCAUGUUUUAUAUCUCCCUAAGACAUAAUCAAGACAUAGACAGUGUCCAGGAUAUGAUUAAAAAUCAGUAUGAUAUUGACAUUUCAAGCCCAGUUCUCAAAAAGGACUCUGCAAAGAUUAUAAUAUUGCUUGAUGGCUUAGAUGAAUGGUCUUCUGAAAGAAAGUCCUACAAUCAGUUCCAGACAAUGGGUCUCCCAAAACAGGAUGUUAAUAAAGACUACACAAUCGUAACUACAUCACGGCCAUGGAAAGUUCACACCUUAGGAAUAAGUGAGACAGAAAUUGAACAAAUACUGAAUCUGAAAGGGUUUGAUUUGAGAUGUGAAAGGGAAAUGGUAGAUAGAACAGUUUCUCAAUUAAAUUUCAGCAGGCAUGCUAGUAAAGAUGCCAGGGUUUGUAAACGAAAGCUAACAGAAAAGUCCCUGGAAAGUUUAAAACAGCUACCAAUUAUGCUGCAGCAACUGAUUUGUCUAUGGUUUGAUGGUAAACUCGAUAAAACUUCAAAAUGUGCCAUUUACACCGGCAUGUUAGAACUUUUCUUUACCUGGAAUGACAUGAAAACUGCAGGAACAAGUACCCGACUCAUGGAGGGUGCUCAGAAAGUAGAUCUUCCUAAAACCUUAGCUGAUAAAAACAUAUUAAAAUUAAACAGCCAUCUCAUUUAUCAUGUGUCAAAGUUGGCUUAUGAGACACUAUUUAAUUGUCCGAAGGAUAAAUCCUUGACAUUUGACAUUUGUAUGUUUGAUGAACUAGAAAUAUCAGAUGAAGUAAGAGAAAAUUGCUUGAAACUUGGAAUAAUUACAGAAGAUGAAUGUCCAAGUUUAUCUGUAUCAGAACCACCAAGCUCAUUGUUCUCUUUUAUUCACAAAUCAAUGCAAGAAUUUCUGGCUGCAGUGAAUAUUGGUAUCAAUUUCAAUGCAAAAAUGUGUUCAUCAGAUAGUACAGGAAAUGUUGAAUUAGCCAAGAAGUUUAUUAAUGAGGUUUUUCAGAAAUGUUCAACAGUAAAUGACAUAUUAGAGCAGUCAAAUGUUAUCAUUAUGCUAUCUGGUCUAGAACCUAGAUUAGCAACACAUGUUUCAAAAUACAUAUAUGAUACUGUGUCAAAAGACUCUCGUGUUCAGGAAUACAGGAGAACAAUAAGUAGUGACAUUUAUAAUAGAAUUAGUAGGGAUCAUCGUUGUAUUACUGAUAUUCAAAAGCUUAUGUUUGAGUCAAUGGAAGAAUUCAAUGCAGCAUGUAGUAUAGGAAGUAAUCCUGUAUUUUAUAUAGGAGAUUUGGUCAUUGAUAGAUGGGGUCAGUAUUGUGAUAUUGUUUGUUCAGGUAUUGAUCAGCAUCAAAUUGUUCCUGACUCUGUUCUGUCUAUUAAUGUAGAUGACAUCAACACAAAAAAUGUUAAAUUUACAAAAUAUUUACCAAUGUUUCAUCAUCUUGAAAAAAUUGCAAUAACAUAUGACCAUAUAUCACAAAGGUUAUCAAGUACACAAAGUGAUAGUACACAGAGUAAUGAACAGAUGAUUGAUGAGAUGAACAAUUGUGUUUCUGAGACAAUUAAAGUAAAUACUUCAACAUUAAAAUCUCUGUCUCUUGAUGAUGUCUCUUACACUGACAAGUAUUACCCAGUGUGUAAAACAGUUGUUAGUUACCUACCUAGUAUGAUCAAUCUUGUAGCAAUAAGUAUGAGUGAUAUAACAAUGAGUCAUGAUGAUACUACUACAUUUUGUAAUUUUCUUGAGGGAACCAGUCAUCUUGAACAAAUAUAUCUUUUUAAUGUUAAAUGUGAGUGUAAGAAGCAGCAUGAUGUAAAUUUAUCAAAACAUCAACAACUUCAGUACCUUCAUUUGUAUGAUACUGUUAGUGUGAUAGAUGUUGAUACUACAAACCUUGAAAUAUUUAGAUUUAGUGAAUUGAAUAUUAGAAAUUAUGAGAAAAUAUUUGAUAUUAUUACAAAAUCUAACAAAUUAAAAGAACUUGAAUUGGAAGGAGAAUAUAACAAUGAAUCUCAAUUAUAUCAUACCAACAUAACAAAGAGACUAGUCACAGUAUUACCAUUGUUACACAAUCUCAGUAAGCUUGAGUUACAGUAUUGUAGGUUAACUGACAACAUAAUACAGUCACCGUUAGAGAUGAAGAGUUUAAAGAACAUUAAUCUUUAUCAAGUUAUAAUGAGUUUGACAACAUGGCAGAAGUUUGCUGAUAGUCUUCCUGGUAUUCCUCAUAUCGUAGAUGUAUAUGUAAGUGGCUGUUAUAUAACAGGAGAUGGUGAGGAGUUUAAUGAUGAUAGGUUUACAUUAGGGACAUCACAAGGACUUAGUGGAGGGAAGGGAAAUGAUGCUAAACAGUAUGUAAAAGAUAAGGAUCAGUUAUUUCAUGUUAAAUGUGGUGAUGAUUGGUUUGACUUUUCAACAAAAAAGUGAUAAAGUAUACAUGUAGUAUUUAAACUAAAUUAUUGCAUGUUAAAAGAGAUGAUACAUUUAGUUUUUCAUUUUCAAAAAAAAAAAUGAUCUGAAUUUUUAACAUAUAAAGGAAUACAUGCAGUUAACAUGGUGCUUUAUCUACAUGUAAAUUAUUUCAUGAUAAAAGACAUAUAAAAUAGACUUUUCAUUAUCAGCACAGUUAACAUGGUACUUUAUCUACUAGUAAAUUAUUUCAUGAUAAAAUACAUAUAAAAUAGACUUUUCAUUAUCAGCACAGUUAACAUGGUGCUUUAUCUACUAGUAAAUUAUUUCAUGAUAAAAUACAUAUAAAAUAGACUUUUCAUUAUCAGCA
Molecule: messenger RNA, 3481 nt
Organism: Ruditapes philippinarum (Manila clam)
Lineage: Eukaryota; Metazoa; Mollusca; Bivalvia; Venerida; Veneridae
Exons: 4
Coding region: 16-3129 (1037 amino acids)
Source: RefSeq, a predicted model, not a curated record